AUGCCUCCAGAGUCGGGCACUAGUCUGGGAAAGCCAGAACUUGCCUCAGGUGCCCCACAGUUUUUCACCUGGGAGGAGAUAGGACUCCGCACAGGCAAGGGAGAAUUCAAGGAGGAGAGAUGGCUGGUAAUCCGAAGGAAGAUCUAUGAUAUCAGCCAAUUCCAUUUGCGACACCCUGGAGGAACCCGUGUCAUCAGCCAUUAUGCAGGACAAGAUGCCACGGUGAGAGUUUGUAGUGGGGCCUGGGGACCCAGAGCAUUUGGGAAGAACCAUAGCUUAAUGGCCAAACAUCUGCUUUGUAUGCAUGAUGUCCCGGGUUCAAUCUUGGUACUGCCUAUUAUCUCAGUGGAUUUCAAGUAGGAGACAUAGAAAAGGUACAGUAUCUGCCUGGUUCCCUGGAGAACCACUGCCAGGCAAAAUGGACAGGACUGGGUGAGAUGGGCAAUGGUUAGACUUAAUUUAAGGCAGCCUCAGAUGAUCAUAUGAUAUGGCGCUUACUUGCCAACGUUGUAUAAUAUAUGAGGGUGCUAAAAAGAUUUAGACUAAGGGAAGAAGCAUCUGAAGGGACAGAAAAGGAAAUUCCAGAAGUCGCAGGCUAUUCAGAAAAGAAUUUGGGUUGUAUCUGGGAAUGGAUGGAUGGAUGAAGCAAGAGUCUGCAACUCCUCUUUCAGACAUGGAAAUGGGGCAAAUAGUAGAUUAGAACCUUAUAUAAUGUUAGCCUGCUUAAAUCCCACAGCAUUUCAAUCCCAGGGGAUUUAAGCAGCCUAAUAAUGUGUGAGAUGGCAACCUUAAGCUUCAAAGCGUCUUCCGGGUUUCUCCGUCCUGCACCAGUCGCGGACUGUGGGCCGGGGGGGAGGGGUGGCAUUAUUAAUCCGGGAAGAUUGUCCUUUCAGGGCUCUACCAUCGCCAUCGAUCCCCGGCAUUGAAUGUGUUGGUCUAGUGUGGGGCUCCAAGGAGAGCUUGGCUGUCUGGCUGGUGUACCGGCCACCUGGUGCACCAGCAGCCACCCUGUCAGGCCUAUUGGAGGGGGAGCCGGUUGAAGCUAAAUCCUUCGAAGACAGAGGUCCUGUGGCUGGGACGGGACGAUAUGGGAUUGGGGCGGCAACUCCCAUCUCUUGCGGGGGCGCAAUUAGUGCCAGCACCGUCUGUUAAGAGUUUGGGUGUAAUCUUUGACACCAUGGAGGCGCAGACUGCAGCUACAACAAAGGCGGCAUUUUUCCAUCUCCGCCAAGCUAAGCAGUUGCCUCGUUACCUCUCUUGCCCUGACCUAGCCACUGUGAUCCACGCGACGGUCACCUCCAGACUGGAUUAUUGUAACUCGCUCUAUGUGGGGUUGCCCUUGAGACUGACCCAGAAACUCCAGCGGGUGCAGAAUGCUGCAGCGAGACUCCUUACGGGGUCUUCGCUGCGAGAUCACAUUCACCCGGUGCUAUACCAGCUGCACUGGCUCCCGGUGGAGUACAGGAUCAGGUUUAAGGUGCUGGUUUUAACCUUUAGAGCCCUAUACGGCCUAGGACCCUCGUACCUACGGGACCGCCUCUCCUGGUAUGCCCCACAGAGAAACUUACGGUCUUCAAAUAAAAACAUCUUGAAGGUCCCAGGCCACAGAGAAGUUAGGCUGGCCUCAACUAGAGCCAGGGCUUUUUCGGCCGUGGCUCCGAUCUGGUGGAACACUCUGUCACAAGAGACCAGGGCCUUGCGGGACUUGACAUCUUUCUGCAGGGCCUGCAAGACAGAGCUGUUCCACCAGGCCUUUGGCCAGGGCACAGCCUGACUCCUUCCCUCGGCAAUCUUCGCGGAGCUCUGGCCCAAUGGUUGCCAGUGGCUUGAAUUAAUUAAUUUUAUAAUGAAUGAUUUUAGAGUGUUGUUUGUGCUGUACUUUUGUACUGUUUUAUUGUUGUUAGCCGCCCUGAGCCCGGCUUUGGCUGGGGAGGGCGGGAUAUAAAUAAAAUUUAUUAUUAUUAUUAUUAUUCAAAAAAUGCUUGCUCAGAAGCACCACCUAAAUUUUGUCUGGGUGAUAUUCAAGUGGAUUUGAGGGGUUUUCCUCAGACAAAAUAUCAAUAACGCUGGGGAGCCUUGAGGAAUUUCAGAAACAUCAGUGAGAUCUCUCAGGUUUGGGUGUGUGGGUGGGUGUGGUUUCUUAUUAAGUUAUGCUUAGGAUUUCAUACAGUGGUGCCCCGCAAGACGAAUGCCUCGCAAGACGGAAAACUCGCUAGACGAAAGGGUUUUCCGUUUUUUGAGCUGCUUCGCAAGACGAAUUUCCCUACGGGCUUGCUUCACAAGACGAAAAACGAAAACGUCUUGCAAGUUUGUUUCCUUUUUUUUAACACCGUUAAUACAGUUGCGACUUGACUUCGAGGAGCAAUUCAUAGAACGCGGUGUGGUAGCCUUUUUUGAGGUUUUUGAAGACUUUGGUGAUUUUUGAAGCUUUUCCAAAACUUCUUUUAAACUUUUAAAACUUUUUUGGGGGGGUUUUGGAUUUUGGGUUGGGGUGUUUGGAAUUCAAGGACUUGGUGUUGGGGAGGGGUUUGCAAGAAUCUGGAAGCUUGUGUGGUUUUUUCUGCAUUUUUAUGAUUUUCUGUGACCAUUGGGCCACUCUGCUGUUUUGUUAAAAAAGUCUGGAUUUGAAUUUCUGUGUGGUGGGUGGCUGGGGGUACAGUUGAGGAGGGGUUCUUCAGCAAGAAGCAAAGAGUGGAAGAGGAACCUUCUUCGAGUUGUCCCCAGAGUCUUAGAAAAUGUACUGUACACUUUGUUGAUUUUUAAAUGUUUUUCUGUCAUGUUUAGAAACUUAAUUUAUUGUUCCUUCAAUUUUUGAAAUGCUCUUUACAGUAUGUGUGACUUUAAAGAGCACUUAAUAAACUCUUGUUGUACCAAAUUUGGCUUUGUUUGGACUUUUUUUGACCAUAGGAACGCAUUAAUUGAAUUUCAAUGCAUUCCUAUGGGAUUUCGUGCUUUGCAAGACGAAAAAUUCGCUAGACGAAAAAACUCGCGGAAUGAAUUAAUUUCGUCUUGCGAGGCACCACUGUAUUUCUCUAUUUGCACAGCCUUAUACUCUCACAAUAGCUUCCCAACCAAAUUCAUUCAGUGGUGUUUUCAGUGAAGUUGAAAUUCAUAAAGCACUGCCUAUGAUCAAGGGUAGCCUAAGAAAAGGCUAUUUGGGCGGCAUUCAGCUAAGCUUUACUCAGGGUAGACCCAAUGAAAUUAAUGAACGUGACUAGUUAGGUAAAUUCAUUUUAGUGGGUCUACUUGGUGAGUUUGAAAGAAAACUUGUUUUCAUUGAGCAUUCUUGGUAAGGGGCAUAAUUUAUGUCUUUUCAUCUGCAGCUUGUUUUUUUUAUAAAAAAAAUAAAUCCAAUAAAGCAGGAAAAUGAAUGGGGAUACCUUGAUGAAUUAAAGUUAGCACUGAUAACAUUUUACUUGGUUCGUGGUAUGCAGCACACCUUUGAAAUUAAUCUCAAAAGAAAUAACUAAUAGUUUAUUUCUGUUGCUAAAACGAUGAGCAUUAUAACAACUAAAAAUAGCAUUCAUGUUGGAAAUGGCAUAGCACCUGGACAUGACCUAGAUGUUUCUUAUUUCUAUGAUGCUUUUCAUUCAAAUGAAUCUCAAAGUGGAUUACAAACAAUAAAAAGCCAAUGACAUAAUAGAACGCCACAAAUACAGCAUAAAACACAAAAUUAACAAAUCAUCAAUAAAACAAUUACACGCUAUAAAACACUAUUCAAAAAGCAGCAACUAAGAAAUAAGCUAAGCAUCACAAUUACAUCAGAAAUCAUUAUCUAAUUAUUAUGUGCAACCUAGAAGCUUGUUCUGUGGCCCUUGCUAAACUGUCUGUGCCUGCCAAUAAUGUCUUGCUUUUGGAAUCAUGCCUACCUUUGGCUGGCUCUGCUGUGUUUGACCCGACUUUGUCUCAUGACUCUGGUUAUUGGACCAUGCCCACACUUGGAUUGCCUCACUAUGCUUGAUGAUCCACUGAAUUAAAUAGGAACUAUGCAAUUGUUCCCUUGUUCGGACUAGCAGGCAAGCAAGCUCUAUACAUUUUUAUAGAGAAAAAGGUGUGCCACACGACUUGUUCUGGCCUAUGUAUUCUUAACAUUGACUCACUGCUGGUCUAGCUGGAUCAGAGUUCUUCUUCUCCUCUGUAGAUCACUUGUAGCCGAGUAAGACUGUCUUCCAUGAACACGGUCUUAACAGUGAGUCCGUAAGUGACUGUGGAGGCCAAUUCUGGAUCCACAUGUCCUUCCACAGUGGGGACAUAGGUUUCUGGGAGGGAGUUGAUCAUGGUGUGGAUUUGCCAAGUGUGCCUUCCUUUUAGCAUGUUUCUCCCUUGCGACCAGAGUUUGAGUGUCUUCAAAGCCCAUGACACCUUUGGUAACGGCUGUUCUCCAGUUGGAGUGCUCACAGGCCAGUGUUUCCCAGUUGUCAGUGUUUAUACUACAUUUUUAAAGAUUUACCUUGAGAGAGUCUUUAAACCUCUUUUGUUGACCACCAGCACGCUUUCUAUUUUAAGUUCGGAAUAGAGUAGUUGCUUUGGAAAAUGAUAAUCAGGCAUCUGAACAACAUGACCAGUCCAACAAAGUUAAUGUUGAAGGAUCGUUGCUUCGACUCUGGUGAUCUUUGCUUCUUCUAGUACACUGGCAUUAGUUUGCCUGUCUUCCCAGUUGACGUGUACAAUUUUUCAGCUAUACUGUUGAUGGAAUAUUUCGAAGGAGUUGGAGAUGGCGUUUAUAAGUGGUCCAUGUUUCACAAGCAUACAGUAAGGCUGGUAGUAAAAUAGCUUUGUAAACAAGCGUUUUGGUUUCCCUGUGAAUGUCCCAGUCCUCAAACACUCUGCACUUCAUUUGGGAGAAAGCUGCACUCACAGAGCUCAGGCGAUGCUGGUUUUGACAUCAAUGUUGGUCCUUGUGGAAAGAUAACUGCCCAGGUAGGUGAAGUGAUCAUUGAGUUGGAUUUGUGGUGCCGCAGAGGGGUUGUUUUGUGCUUGUUGGUGCAGCACUUUGGUUGUUGUUUUUUUGGAUGUUGAGCAAUAGGCCAAGCUUUUUGUAAGCUUCUGUGAAGAUAUUUAGGAUGGUUUGGAUUUCAUCCUCUGAGUCUACAUGCAACACGUUGUCAUCAGCAUACUGAAGCUCUAUGACAGAAGUUACAGUAACCUUACUCUUUGCUUUCAGCCUGCUCAGAUUAAAGAGCUUUCCAUCUGUUUGAUAUAUGAUUUCUACUCCAGAGGGAGUACAACUUUUAAGAGUUUUUAGAUUUGAGUUAUGGUGCACAGAACAAGUCUGUCACUGACUGAUGCUCCUCAGAUGCCAGGAUCAAAAAUGGUUGCCACCAGUGCAUCUUUUUUUGUGGGUACUCAAGUGUAUAUACCCUUUUUCUAGAAGAAAAGCACUAAUUAAAAAUGUGGCACUUGCUUAACAACUUCAUGGUGAGUGCUGGCACCCUUUCUCUAGAAGAAAAGGACUAAUUGCAACCUGUUCAUCAUGUUUAGGGACAAUUGAGCUAUUAUGACCAAUAACUGUUGCUACAACUCCCCUCCAACCAUUUAUCUGAAUAGCUUCCAAAACAAUUUAAACCAGAAGUCAUCAGGUUGUCUUUUUCCCUCUGCAUCUUUGAGGAUGGUAGAAAAGAUGAAGAAUGUGACCAUUAGUAGUCCUCGUGUUUAAGUUCCUUUCACUCAGGCCAAGUGGGAAGGUUGAAAGCAGUUCACUUGCAGUCCACAGGGCAGGGCAAACCGGAAUGGAGAAGAAAAUCUAAGUCCCCUGAAAGAGAUAUUCUCCUCCACACAAUUCCCAAAUGCAGAGCGCCACAGCCACACAGGACCAUGACAGUCAGUCAUGCACAAACUCCCACAACAAGAAUCUCGUCACAGCACAUGAGGAAAUGCCCUAACUACAUCUCUGGCUUCUGGGGUCUUCCCAGCAUUGCACCAGACUCUGCUUUUCUCAGCCAUGCAAACCAAAUCAGUGGAGGACCUGGCUUGGAUGAGCUUGAGAGACCCAGCAUAUAUCUGAGUACACCAGAAGGCAAACUUCAGUACCCCAGCAACUUUGAAACAGAACUAUGUUGCUUGUGAACUGCACGAGAAAAUCAAUAUGCUGUACUCCUUUUUGAGAAGUCAUCUGAAUAAGAAAAGUAUUGUAUUUUUUUCAAGCUGUAAAGAGGUUCAGUAUUUGUUUAGAGUCUUUUGCCAUCUUCGACCCCGGCUCUCUAUACUGGCUCUUUGGGGGCAAGCAGCAGCACAUGAAUAGAAUGGAAGUCUACACUGAUUUUGUGGCAAGAAAUCAGCAGUUGUCUUUGCUACGGAUCUUGCGGCUCGGGGGCUUGAUUUCCCUGCUGUGAAUUCGGUCAUUCAGUUUGACUGUCCAGAGGACACAAAUACUCACAUUCACAGAGUUGGCAGAAGAGCCUGGUACAAAGAAGGUGAGGAAACUCUCCCUGUGCUGCUUUCUUUGGAGGAAAAGUUUUACUCCCUUAAAUCCGCCUCUGCUGGAUGUUCAGGGGUGAGAGUGCAAAAAUGCAGCUGGUUAAUUUUAGAAGCUGGAGUUAGUGGUCUUACUUUGGGUGGUGGGGAGAGGGGGUUUUAGACAGCCAUCCUUUAAUGGAUCCACCCACACCCAGUUCUAACUCUGUUUGAGAGAGAAUAAGAUCGAAAGAGUAUAGCGUAGGGUGUGUGUGAUAAUCUUGAGAUAGCCAUCACCCCUCAUUACUUCUCUGGACAUCUCCCUGUUUCACCUUUAAGAGAGAGUCAGAGACAGAAUGGUGUGGCUCUGGCCCUAACUAUUGCUGAUAUGCCAGCCCAGAAACAAAUGUCCCCAAGGGAAUGCAGAAGAAAAAAAGCAUUUCCCAACUGUUAUCUUUACCCUAGUCUUGGAGUGCUUGGACUUACGGAAUGAUAACAGCAGCACACCCACGCUUGAGAGAGGGAGGUAUCAGCAAACUCAGGAAACUCAAGUGGGGGGGGGGAGAGAAUUGUGUGGGGAACCACUAAUGAGAACCAGCACCAGUGGGGAAAUUCUGUAUGGAGUGGCCUUCAUAUGUGCCUUAUUUGACUUAACAGUGAACGGGUGAAAUGUAUGUCACUCCCAAAUGUGUCACUGGGAUUUUCUUUCAUCAUACAUCUGCAAGAGGGAAUUGCCCAAAGUUACACAUCCCCCAGGCAAAAUUCUCAGUAUGUUGUCCUUUCUUAAGCUUCUCUUUAUUUUUUUCACCUACUUUACCUCCAUUCUCAUUUCUCUCAGUCUUUCACAACAGUUCCUCCCCCUCAUUUUACUGCUGCUUCUCCCCCCACCCCUCACUGGCCCACGGAGGUCCUGUUACUUCCCCUUCCAAAUGUCAAGUCGUAUCUCCUUCCUUGUUCAGAAUUUGUAUUUAUUUAUUUAAUAAAAAUUAUACACCACUUGACUGUUUUUUUAAAAUAAAAAACCCUGAUUGUAUCUCCCUCCCCUCUCUUGACUCCCAAUCCCAGCUGUCCAAUGAACUGUAAUUCCAAAAUCACCCAUCAGCCUGCAUCACUGAGACUAUCGGCCCUCAAGGAAGAGAACCAUCCAGCACCUUGUAUCAUUUGUUGCGGAGCUCAAAACAAACUUCCCAGAAUAUCAGCUCCAUCACUUCAGCAUAGCAGCCUCCUCUGUUUUACACCCUAUUUUGUUCUCUCUGUGGUUUUAGGAUGCUUUCACCGCUUUCCACAAGGAUGAGGACUUAGUCGAGAAAUACCUGAGCCCCCUACUAAUUGGGGAGCUGGCACCUGAUCAACCCAGCUGUGAACCAACCAAAAAUGUGAGUUUCCCUCGCAACUUUCUUUUAAGGAUAUGUGGUGUGGCCAGCCUCAAGACAUUUUGCUGCCUGGGAGGAAGGAUAAGAUGGCACCCUCUCCAUUACACAUACUGAAUAUUGCUGGUCUGGAAUCUGACCCAUAGCUUCAGUGCUGGUGAUGCUGGUGUCAGGACAGUGUCCAUCUUCACACCUGUGACCAGCAGGCUAUCUUAAAGGGCAGAGAGUAGGCUACAUGACAUACACAGUUUUGUCUUCUGAUAAAGGGGAGUUGCUGGGGGACUUAGGAGGAAAUACGGGGGUCUGGUACUGCCCUCCCUCACCAACUCUGUCUAAUGGUAGGAAUAACGCUGUAUAUAACAAAUACAGGAAAUAAAUAGUAGCUUGCAACUACAAUUCUGUAACAUGCUUAGCACAUGUUCUAGUUGUGGCACCUAACUGGGUGUAGGACUCCCUUUGUGACCCUAUAACCUUGCUCUCAACAUCUUAAGGAAUUGUGUCCUAGAGAUCACUGAAGAAUAGAAAACACACACUGGGCAUGUGAUUUUUCAUGAUGCUGCAGAAGCUCAGUAUUUCAAGUUAUUAGAAUGUAGCCAGCUGUUCUUUUGCAGACAAUCCAAGCUACAAAGACGCCCACCCCUAUGGAGAAUCUGCUUGCUACAGCUUCCUCUUCAUCCCUCAUUGAAAUGAAGAUGGGGAGAUAGUGGAGAUGGGAUUGUUUGCUUUUUUAACCUGUCCCUGGUUAGACACUGAGCUAAAGGUGAUCCCCUGGUCUCACAGUCCCCCUGCUGGCUGGGUGCCUUCCAGAGUAUGUUUCUAUGAGUAAGUCUGUUCCACACGCAGUCUGCAUCAUACAUAACCACAGAUAAGAGAUAUUAACUUUAGGCACCUCUCACAGGCAAUGCUGGUCAAUGAUUUUCAUGAGCUGCGCACCACAGUGAAGAGGAUGGGACUCCUACAACCCUGUUUUCUCUUCUUCGGCUUCAUGUUUCUACAUGCUUUCCUGCUAGAUACUGCAUCCUGGCUGACUAUCUGGUAUUUUGGAGUAUCUUGGGUGCCCUUCCUUGUUGGUGUGGCACUGUUCACCGUUGCACAGGUAAUGUAUUUGUCUCAUGAAGAUCUCUGGGGUGUUUCUCAGCACCUCCAGGACUAAUGAACUGCUUUAUGAUUCAUAGCAUUCUCCCUAGCCACAAUGCUGGAAUUUUAUUGUGUCAGUGGAAUUCCAGCCUCUUUGUUGGCGUUCUGGUCAGUAAAUUAGCACUGAUGCUCCUGAGUUUAUUGUGUAAAGCAGCAGCAGAAUUCUUCACCAUUUCUCAAAUAUAUGGUGCCAUACUGCAGAGACAGCUCAGACGCGUGGGUGAUGUGAGUUGGAUGGAGAAUGCGAAAGAACACUAGUGAUUGUGCACAUGGGCAUGGAACCAUGGAGGACGGGCACAAUUUGAUUGCUUCCAUGGGGAAUUUUGUGCACCACCUAGUCAGUAUGCAUCGUCUCCCUACUAGGGAUAGGGGUGGAAUUCAGUUCAGUUCACAUUUAAAAGCGAACCAACCAAAUCUGCACUUUUCUAAAUAAUACACAAACUGAAACACAACCUUCAUUCAAAAUUCACACUCCCACGCUGGCCUCCAGUUCCUCGCAAGCUGCGUGCACCACCUGCUCCGCAAAGGGAACUAUGCGGAAUGGGUCAGUGCAGGAGCCCCCAUUUACUGGCUGCAGUGCUGGAGGAACAUACAUUACAUACAACCAGUGCUUUUUUUCUAGGGGGGACACAGGGGAACGCACACCCCUAAACAUUUUGUGAAUCUUUGUCCAUUUACUGUAUUUAUUUUUCCUGAUUUGGACUAUAAAAUGGUAAUUUUCUUGAGUCAAAAUGAGAGUACCCCUAAACAUUUUUUAAAGAAAAAAGCACUGCAUACAACAAUGUGUAUAUUAGAAGCAAUUCACGCUUAAAAUUCCCCCUUUUUUACCCUAAGUGAUAUAUAAAUGUGGAGAACUGAACAUUAGAGAAAUGAAAAACUGAGAUAAGCUGAAAUUGACAAAUUCACCCAUCUCUAGUCUCCACUUUAACACUAUACAUAUAGAUAGCAAGGCCAGACAAUGAGUAAGAGGUGACCUUAUGAAGCGUCCAGUUGUGUGUGUGUGUGUGUGUGUGUGUGUGUGUGUGUGUGUGUGGUGUAGGCAAAAUAUCACAUCACAUUAUCCUAGUGUUGCUUUUUGCCUUCCAGAUCCAGUAUGGAUUUUUACAGCAUGAUCUUGGGCAUCUUUCAGUCUUUCAGAAGGCCAAGUGGAACAGACCGUUUCACUUCAUUGUGAUGGGAAUAUGUAAGGUAAAAUGAUAUGCAAAUGGAUAAACUGACAAUGUCCCAAUAGCAGUGCCCUCUUUGCACUUCGCUGGGGGAAGAAGGACCAUUUCUUGGGCUUGUCUGGUGUGAUGAUAACAAGGAUAAUGAAAAUAGCGUUGAAGAUAUUAUGUUUCAAGCAUUCAGUGUGCUUCAGAUACGGGAUCUCACUCAUUCCUACAACAACUCUAUUAGUCCAUACUCAGGGGGCAAAGUGAUGAAAAGCAUGGUUUAAGGCUUAGUGGCUUCAUGUGGCUUCAUGGUUUAAGGCUGUCUUAGUGGCUUCAUGAUUUUGGUAAGAUUUGAACAGCUUGCUACACAACACCAGCUGUUGGGGCUAAAAGUCUCAGGUGAAGGACUAUGGCAACUCUUUCCCCUCACUCUGGCAGUAAGGGGGCUCUUUAGAAUACCUCAGUUCAUCAUGGCUAAAGAAUAAUUUGGGUACUACCUAGCAGUGGAUCCUGGUUCACUAGGAAGUAAAGAACAAAUAAAGUCAAGGUACUAAAUAAGCACUACGUAUCUCUGUAACAUAGAUAUCGUCUUAAAACGUUACAAGAGUCUUUGGCCAAUAGAAUACACUGUUUCAUACCACCCUAAUCUCUGAGCGGUGCAAGAUUCCGUGAUUUCAGGCACUUACUCAGGGUUCAUGUUUCCAUUUGGAAAUGAGGCACAACAGAGACUGUGUUGUCUUUAGGAUAUAUGGUUUAUUUACACACAUGUAUAUAUAACCUGAGUCUACAAUGGAGGGGUUCACAGCAUUAGCAUCACAAGAGGGUCUUGUUUCUUCCAUAGCCACAGCCUUGGAUUCAGCAUGGCUCGCUCGCUCUCUCCUUGCUGCUUUGCUUCUAGGUCAUAUCACUGCAAACUCCACUCUAAACUCAGGCCUUGUCCUUCUAACUAACCAUGAGUUUGCUGUCUUGCAUAGAGCCCCUUUCCUUUGUUUCCCUUAAUGGCCCGUCAGCCAGUCGAUCACCUCAACACAGGAAGCUGGUCUGGCUUAUAUUUAAAAACUUGCAGGAUCCAGGGAGCACACAGCCAUCUAGGCCCAGCAGUGAGUGAGUUGGCAGUAGGCCAGGCCAGGGAGAUGCUCUUCUGAUGUGAAGAGAGCCAUUACAGAUCUGGAGUCUUCUGUAAGGACAUACAUUCAGCUGAGUGAGAUAGAUGGCACAUCCUUCUUACUUCCAAAGUGAAACAAUGUAAUGCAAUGUGUUUUUAAUGUUCUACGCUGCUCUGGGAUCUUCUGAUAAAGGGAGGUAUAUAAAUCGAAUAAACAACAACAAUGGGGGAGGGUUUUUCCUCCCUCACACACAUUAUUAUUUAGGAUCAGAGAGUGAAUUUUGAACGCUUGCCUUUAGAUUGAAAUAUCAGAACUUAAUAGUAACUGAACAUGGCAGGAGAUGAACUCACAUGUGAUGGUAGGAAAUGGGAGGGUACAGGAUGGUAAAGUUGUAUCAUGUGCCCCUGUUUUUGUUUUUUUAAAAAUCAGCUGUAGUUGAGCAAAUGUAUACACCUAGAUUUAUUAAUCUCUUAUAUUGUGCAAUCUUUAUACAGCAGGAAUGAGUACAGUAUGUAGCUCUACCCACGAAUUAAUGGUAUAUAUGCUGUUUUCAUUAUGUAUGAAGGGUGGACCACCAAGCCAAUGGAAUUAUAUGCAUAACCAGCAUCAUGCCAAACCUAACUGCUUCCGCAAGGACCCUGAUCUCAAUAUGCACCCAUUUUUGUUCAGCCUGGGAAAGGCACUCUCUGUGGAGGUGAGCAGAAGAACUGGGAGUGACACAAAUCAUAGAAAAGGGAACACCAUGUUAACAGAAUCCAUACUCUUAGUGAGCAACCUGGGAAGAAAGGAAGCAUGCCAUCUCCAGGACACAGCUUUAGUGCUCCUUCCUGCAGCUGAUGUUGUUGAUGGGCUGUUUAUACCAUUAGAUUAGUUUCUUAUUUUCCUUAUUUCUAGAUGGCAUCUGUUCUGCUCAUGACAGGCUGGAGCGGGAGUGCAGAAAUGGAUAUAGCCUUCUGGCCAUCCCUCCACAUAUCCCUUUGACAGGCCAAGCUGUUGGUCACCUGAUGGCAGGUGACAGCAGGUGAUUUAAAGUUUCAGCUGUGGCUGAAGGAAGAAAGAUUCUUCCUUUGUGUCCCUGGAUUCAAGCCACAGCUGCAAAGUCGUAAGGAUGAAACGUCACGUGCUUUGAGGUUUGCCCAGAACUGCUUAACAAGCCAACCUCUGAGGCCUGGUGGGCUCAAUGGUGGAGAAACUCUGGCCUGUAGGCUCCCAAAAUAGGGUGCCAUCACUGAGAAGACCCUACUAUGUAUAAUGUCUCCUCCCCAAUUGUACUCAUUAGAGCUAACACAAGGAUCCCUAUUGUAAUGAAUGGAAGUUGGCACUCAGAAAGUUUAUAUAUGGUUGUCAGCUUAACCAUGUUGCUUCUCCUCUCCAUCUGCAGCUUGGCAAGAAGAAAAAGAAAUACAUGCCUUACCAGCACCAGCACAUAUACUUCGCCCGUGAGUGUCCCUGCCAUUUUAUUAUAAUUAUAAUCAUAAUAAUAUAUUAUUUAUACCCCGCCCAUCUAGCUGGGUUUCUCCAGCUACUCUGGGCAGCUCCCAACAGAAUAUUAAAACACAAUAAAACAUCAAACAUUAAAAACUUCCUUAAACAGGGUUGCCUUCAGAUGUCUUCUAAAAGUCAAAUAGAUGUUUGUUUCCUUGACAUCUGAUGGGAGGACGUUCCACAGGGAGAGCACCACUACCAAGAAGGCCCUCUGCCUGGUUCCCUAUAAUCUUAGUUAUCAUAGUGAGGGAACCGCCAGAAGGCUCCAGGAGAUGGACCUCAGGAGUAUGGAUCUGGAAAUUGCAACCUUUAGUAAAGCCAUGCCUUGUGGAUAAGAACAAUGGCAUUAUUAUUGGGUGGCAUAAAUUUUUUUGACAAAAGUUUUAGAUGGAUGAUUUGAUGAAAAUAUGGAAUUCUAUUUUAAGUUAUUGUUAUUGUAUUAUUAUUAUUAUUAUUAUUAUUAUUAUAUACUACUAUUACUACUACUAUUUGGCCAGUAUGACCAGAGAUGGAUAGAAAGAUAGGCUGUAUUGAGUUUGGGUGAUUUACAUCUUUGUAAUGUUCUUGUUUUCUGAUUUCACUAGUUUUGGCCCCGUUGACCUUCGUUUUAUACGUCCAGUUUGCUGUAUUGCGUUUCGCAUUUCAAAGGAAAAAAUGGCGGGUAAGUCACCUGCAUAUUUGCAGUGGUUUCUCCUCUGGAUAAGUCUGUUUGGGGAGGGGUAUAAGAGAGAGCAGGAACAGUGGCAGUAUGCAGGGAGCGGGGAGAAAGGUAGGGUCCUGACACUUCCUUUCACUCUCUGGUGCUAUUGUAUGCUGCUGUGCAGUGAGCUAAGGCAACUGGGAAGACGUCGUUCUCUGUAUACCUUGGAAGAUCUACCAGUACAUCUCCUAUGAGGCAGCUAUGGGCCUGUUGACUAUGUAAUGCAUCAGGACACCAGAGAAAUAGGGGAAGAGGCAGAUCUCCCUCCUCUGCAUUCCAUGUUGCUCCUGCUGUCAUGGGCUGGUAAUGCUUUAGGGCAGGGGUAGGCAACUUAAGGCCCGGGGGCCGGAUGCAGCCCAAUCGCCUUCUCAAUCUGGCCAGUGAAUGGUCUGGGAAUCAGCGUGUUUUUACAUGAGUAGAAUGUGUGCUUUUAUUUAAAGCAUCUCUGGGUUAUUUGUGGGGCAUAGGAAUUCGUUCAUCCCCCCCCCAAAUAAAUACAGUCCAGCCCAUUACAUGAUCUGAGGGACGGUGGACCAGCCCACGGCUGAAAAAGGUUGCUGACCCCUGCUUUAGGGGGAAGUGGUAAGAUCUGGAGGAUGGUGGGGAGGGUGGGUGAGAAUAUGGGAAUUCUUCUCUGGCUUUGAGUUUGAGUUUUAUCUGAGUUUGAGAAUAACUUCUGGUGCCUGAAGAUAAUAAUAAUAAUAAUAAUAAUAAUAAUAAUAAUAAUAAUAAUUUAUUAUUUAUACCCAGCCCAUCUGGCUAGGUUUCCCCAGCCACUCUGGGCAGCUUCCAACAAAAUCUUAAAAUACAAUAGUCUAUUAAACAUUAAAAGCUUCCUUAAACAACCUCUGAAUCUUAUAUCUGAGCCUGAGAUUAGUGAGCUUCACUGGGAUCUCUGAUUUGAACACCCUCCUAACAAAAAGCUUGGGUGACAUCAGCAGAUGAGAAGGAUAAAAUCCCUUCAAUGAAUUAUUCCGGGAAUUCUUUUCACUUUGAAGAGAAAUGUAGCUUCCUGUAGAAAAUCUACCUGGCCCAUCAGAUUCAAUCUUGUCCCAUCUUGACCAUUACUGAUCCCCUUCAGGUCCUUUGCUUUUUUCACGACAGCAUCCCUGGAUGUUUUCAUGCAUGCAAACAGUGCUCUUCAUCCAUAUUUCAUUAUGGCCUUUGUGAUCUCCAUAGUUGUUGCAUACAGUUAGUAGAUCUGAAAUGAAGGACCUGGCAACUGUUUUCUAACCUAUUUUCCCCCCCGUGGCAGGAGUUUGCUUUCAUGAUGCUUUACAAUGUCCGCGUCUGUCUCAUGUAUAUUCCUUUAAUGGGAUUUAAGAGCUUCAUGGCAUACUACUGGUUGGCCAGGUAAUAGUUCUUCUACAGGCUUUCCUUAAUUUAUGAGCUGUGUGUUCAGAAUACAUGCUCUCUUCAUGUAGAAACUGGCUCCUACAUAUGUCAAACCCUCAUACCACAAUGACACAAAGGCAGCCCAGGAAAGUGCCUCACAGGAGAGACUGUGCCUCCUCUAGUGGUUACUCUAAACAGGUGGUUUCUAGAUGCCCCCACAGCCACCCAUGGACCAACUGAAAAUUGUUGAGUGUCUUUGAGGACCACUUAAUGAAUAUUCUGCCUGUUGUAGUAAUUGUAAUACACUGUGUGAGAUGCCGAAUGGUUUUUAAUUUCAUUUUUACAGUCAUGUUGCAAACCACCUGACUGAAGCUUAUGGACCACUGUUCGGAAACCCCUGCUCUAAAUGGCUUUUGGUCUCAUGUAGGGUUGAGAAACCAGUGGGCCUCUGGAUGUUACUGGACUCCAACUCCCAUCAUUCCAUGCUGGUUGAGGCUCAUGGGAGUUAGAGUCCAACAGCAUGUGGUGAGCUACAGGUUUCUCAUUCCUGAUCUAGUGAUUUCAAAGCAAAAUAAAAAGAAGGGUUGUGGCCUCUAUGUGUUUACCUUUAGCUUAUCUGGAUGGUGAUUGUUAGUGUUGUUGCUUGUCUGCCUAGGUUCCUAGAAAGCUCUUGGUUUCUCUGGAUCUCGCAGAUGAACCACAUUCCAAUGAACAUUAACUAUGACCAGAAUUUAGACUGGGUGUCUGCCCAGGUAAGAUAACUACUGCUUUUAUCUUCAUCUUUCUUUCAUAUAACAAGCUCAUUCCUGAAUAUAUUUGGGCACAGGGAAGGAGACACCUAACAAAUCACAUCAGCUAAAGGAUUUUGGCUUGUACAAUGAGGCUUUCCCAUUCCACCCACCCCACAUCUCCUGAAAUUGGCUCCAGGGGGCUGGGAACAGUGGGCUGGCAGCUGGAGAAGAGGGGAGAUUAUUCCAUUUGGCAAGCCGCAAUGCUUGUGCAAACAGAAUGUUUGGAAGAGCAUCAUGCUGAAGUCCACUCUUAGUAUCGUAUAUUGUUGUAAUCUGCCCUGGAACCUUAGGAUGAAGGGUGGGUUAAUAUUAAUAAUACGGGCAACUCUCAAUGUUUCCGGGGUUAUGGUCCAGGGAUUGUGCAUAAAGCCAAAAUCGUGUAUUGUCAAAACAGAUUGGGUGCAAUGACUGGUGGAAUUGCCAAAGUCCCCCCCCCCCCCCGCGCCCGGAUGUCCACCUUCUUUCUACCCCCUUUUGAUAUAUAUAUAUAUAUAUAUAUAUAUAUAUAUAUAUAUAUAUAUGGAAGAACAUAAAGCUGAAUGUGCACAAGUUAAAUGCAUGUAAGUUACAAGUUACCUGUAAGUUGCAAGUUACCUAAACGGCCUCGGCCCAGUAUACCUAAAGGAGCGUCUCCACCCCCAUCAUUCUGCAGCCUCCAGAGUAGCUGGGGAAGCCCAGUCAGAUGGGCGGGGUAUAAAUAAUAAAUUACUACUACUACUACUACUAUAUUAUGGGACAGGCUGCUGGGCCUGGGCAAUGUAUUGAUACAUCACCUAGGCCUGGUAUGGGAGCCAGAGUGCGAUGGUGCCUUCUCCUGGCAGUAUAUCAUGGGUGGGGCUUGCCUGCACCUGAAUCCAUCUUCUUCCAGCACCUGGCGGAAGAAACAACCUGCAUUGGCCCCGGCCCUGUGAGGCACCCGGGUGAAAUUGCUGCCGCUCCCACCAAGGGAGCUGAUGCGGUUUCACCCUGGUGCCUCGUGGGGCUGGGACCAUUGAAGCUUGUUCCUCUGCUUUUCAACACUGCGAUGUAUCACUAUGCAGUGGUACCUCAGUUGUCGAUCGCUUAAAAAGUCGAACAUUUUGGCUUUUGAACGCCGACAACCCGGAAGUGAAUGUUUCCAUUUUUGAACACGCCUCAGAAGUUGAACGGCUUCUGUCAGAGGUCACAAAGAGAAAGGGAAAAUAUAUGAAAAUAACAAGAAGAGAUGUGGAAAAUAACAAGAAAGGAUUGGAUAGAAUGGUGAACACUAUUUGGACAGAUCUGUGGACAUUAAAGCAGCAGCAGCAACAAGAGGAUUGAAUCCCUUUCGGAACUUGAAAUAUGGGUACCCCCAACAAAAAAUUUAAAAUUCGGCUUUGUAAUUUGGAAUUUAUGUGAUUUGAUUUGAUUUGAUUGGUCUGUUAAUAAAAAUUAUUAAAAAAAAGAAGAAGUUGAACGGCUUCUGAGGCAUAUUUCUCCAUUUUUUUUCAAUGGGUUUUGCCCACCACCCAUUGCGCCUCGGUUGUCAAAUGUUUCGGAAGUUGAACAAUCGUCCAGAACAUAUUACAUUCGACAACCGAGAUACCACUGUAUUGUGAUGUUUGGCUGGUGAUACAUCACAAUGUUGGAAAGCUGACAACACCUAGCCCUACAGGCUGCAUUGCAAAGCCUUCCUUUCCAUUGUCUACUAAGGCCCAUAAUUUAGCCAAUAAAGAUAGGGAUCAUAAGAUCAUAGAGACACUAUGUGUCUGACCUGACACAAGCAGAGAAGGAGAAAGUGUGGACAAGAGGAAAGGAUAGCUUGUGGUACUAAUCUUGUUUCGUAAUAGCCAGUUAUUUAUCAUCUUGCUUGCUCCCUAAGGCUAGGCAAAUGCCAGAUCUUUAUGUUGUGGUUUACCCAUACAACUUAUAAUAAUAAUAAAUAAUAAAUUUUUAUUUAUACCCCACCCUUCCUGGUUCCUUCCUGGUUCAGAAAACUGGGCUCAGGGCGGCUAACAACAAAUUUAAAACACUUAAUUGUGAUACAAAAAACCCAGCAUAAACUACAGUAUAAAAGGGAGAAUAACAAUAAAUUCAAAGUUCAAAAAUCAAUUUAGGGGAAAAUCCAUCCAAUAAACAUUAGAUGAUCACUAGGGCUAGCUGGCUAAAUUAGUCCUAUUUGGGCCAGCGAGGAGGCCAGGGGAGAAUUAGCUGUGGGAUCCCAGAGUGGGUAAUCGUCAUAAAAAGGGGAGUGGGAAGACUAUAAUCAGAUGAAUGAAAUUAACCUUUGCCCUCUAUUCAGUUCACAUUUCAAGUUAACCUACCUAAUUUGCAUUUUCUGAAACAAUAGGAAAACCAAAAAAAGUCCUCUUUCAAAAGCCACCCUUUUCUGAAUUUUUCAAUGCAGUUCUCCCGCCGAAUAAUGGUUACAAAAGUGAAUUUACUGGGAUAAAAGUGUCCAUUAAAAGGCAUGUGUUCAUGAAAAUAACAUACAAAACUGCAUCAUAUUACAGGAAAUUGUAUUGCAAAAUGUGUAUAUUAAGUAGAAUUGCAUACAAAUGUGAAUAUUAAGAGAAAUUUGUAUUAAAAUGCUGGUGAAUGUCCAUGACGACUUUUUUCAAAUAAAAAUCACAAACUGAUGUGGAAAUAGGGGAAAUUGAACUUAAGAGUGAGAAAAUAAGAAACAGAAAGAAACCAAAAUUGGAAGAUUCACCUAUUCCUACUUCCCAAUGCAAUUAAUUCACUCUAAAAGUUAUUUUUCUUCUUGUAUAAGAAAAUUGUGUGUGUGUGGAUAUAACAAAUUGCAAAUGUGUUGAUCAGUGCCUCUUAAUGCUGCUUUUAUAGUGCUUAAAUAGAUCUAUUUGGUGCACUCUGAGGUCACCAAUAAUAUAGUGGAAAUAACAGAGGAACAUGGGAAAGAGUCCAAAGUUUCUCUGAAGUUUCUUCAGCCUGCUACAGAGAAAACACACUUUCCAGUUGAAAAACAACUUGCCUCUUCAGCAGUGCAAGCACCAAAAUUCCACAGUAUACAUAGUUCUCCACUCGUGAUUAUAGCCUAUUUUCAUAAUGGUCACACAACUCAGAUGCGGUACCAACAAGGAAAAGAAACCCACAAAGAACAAUUAAAAACAGUAGUAUGCAGUACAACAAAGGUUAAAUGAAGGAAUAUGGUGUGUUGAAAAUGAAAGAAGUGGGAUUCAUCACAUUCCUCUUUCUCACUUAGCUUGCAGCAACGUGUAAUGUGGAUCAAUCCCUGUUCAAUGACUGGUACACAGGACACCUAAACUUCCAGAUUGAGCACCAGUGAGUAAAAAUAUACCCUUUUAUGAAUGUAUGUGGGAGAGCCCCUAAUGGAUCACCCCCAAAUCCUGAAUCUUACUUCACACCUGGAAAGACAGGUGGGGGCCAUUAGUGCUUUUUGCACUGCUUAAUAAACUAAACAUUUAAUAGGCUAAACCAGCCUUGGACAGCCAAAUACCCUCCAACAUUUUGAAGCCAAAAUCCAGAGCGCCAUCAUUAUGUGAUUUUGCUCCACGGUUCUGCCCCCCCCCCGAAAAAAACACUUUUCCCAGGCAUAGUACCCAAAAAUGUGUGAGAUCACAACCCCAGAAAAAGUGCUUUUUUAAAAGGGGAAAUCAUGCCGCAAGAGCACAGCAGCCAAAAUGGCCGCCAUUCUCUCGUGAUAAAAAAUGGGAUGUCCCUGUUUUUCUGGGACACUUGCAUGGUACACAGCCACAUUAUCUGAGGCUGAUGGAAGUUGUUAUCCUAAACAUCUGGAGAACACCAGUUCGUGGAAGGCUGAACUGGGCAGGGCUGGGAUGCUUUUGGCUCACGUAAGGUUCUCUGCUAGCUGCUUGACCCCAUUUAUCCCUCUUUUCACCACAGCCUUUUCCCAACGAUGCCUCGCCACAAUUAUUGGAAGGUCACUCCUCUGGUGAAAUCCCUCUGUGCCAAGCAUGGCAUUGAGUACCAAUGCAAGCCCCUGCUCACGGCUUUUGCAGAUAUAUUGCAGUAAGUGUCAAAUAACUGAAGGAGGAUCAGUGAGGUAGGAUCAAUUGGGGAGUGGGGGAAAUCCUACUGGGCUUGGAGCCUACAUGUAAAGUGGAAGCAAUAAACAGCUUAUUCCAGUCACGGCAAGUGCCAGAACAGCUUUCAGUGGGUCCCAAUUGCAACCCUCUGAAAGAUAUCUCAGCAAGGUUAAAAAUGACUGUCAAGGAACCCCCCUGGAACAUUAAGCAAUCCUUAAAUGUUGCAAAGUUGGCUCUGUGAUCACAUGUUGGCUCUGUGAUCACAUGUUCCUACAUGGCUGUGGAGCAGCAGAAGCUCCAGGGAAGUUAUCCUUGGGGUCUGAGGAUGAUGUCACAUCCUUAGGCCAGGAGGAUACAGAAGGGGUUUCUGAAGUUUUCCCUCCCCAAGUCGGGCAACCUGUGAUUUGUCCAAGUCUGAAUCCCCCUCAGUCAGGGCAAUGCUGUGACCCAGAUUUAGAGGACAUGACAGACAGCAGCCCUGGUAGGGUAUGGAAGAGAUAACUCUUGUGAAAUGUUGUGUCUGUGAUUCAUGAGGCCAUUUCCCCCUUUCCCUCUGCAGUUCUCUGAAGAAGUCAGGGGAGCACUGGCAAGACGCCUAUCUCCAUGCAUAA
Molecule: messenger RNA, 20065 nt
Organism: Podarcis lilfordi (Lilford's wall lizard)
Lineage: Eukaryota; Metazoa; Chordata; Lepidosauria; Squamata; Lacertidae
Source: the annotation of a GenBank genome assembly